AUGGCAAAUCGUGUCGGGUCACUCCAUGCCGAAGGGCAGGCACGGGUCCACGUGGGUAAUAAUUACUAUGGUUCGAGCGACAUCCUGCCGGCCGUACACGAGGCAGCCUUCGACUCUUUCGCCGAGCAGAGCAACGCACGAUGCCAUCCUGACACCCGAAUCGAGCUCUUCCGUCAAAUCAGAGACUGGGCAGAAGAUCCUCAUGGUGAGAGCAUCUUCUGGCUGAACGGCAUGGCAGGGACCGGGAAAUCCACCAUCUCCCGCACCGUAGCGAAGGUGUUCGCAGACGACGGCCUCCUCGGCGCAAGCUUCUUCUUCAAAAGAGGUGAAGGAGACCGUGGCAAAGCCACCUUGUUUUUCCCCACCAUUGUCAGUCAGCUUGUGCACAAAAUCCCUACUCUGGCGCCUUUUGUCAGAGACGCUAUCAAUGGCGACCCCGGCGUUGCCAGGAAGGCGCUGCCAGACCAGUUCAAGAAGCUCAUCCUGCAACCUCUUGGCCGCAUUCACCAUGCUAUGUCAAGUCUGAUCGUCGUUGAUGCUCUUGACGAGUGUGACGGAGACAAUGACGUAAAGACCAUCAUCUCCCUGCUAGUACAAGCAAAGACACUGAGCUCCGUGCGACUGAGGAUUUUCAUCACCAGCCGGCCUGAGCUGCCCAUUCGCCUCGAAUUC
Messenger RNA from Canariomyces notabilis, 672 nucleotides. RefSeq lists its product as uncharacterized. The transcript has a single exon. The record is from RefSeq and is a predicted model, not a curated record. The annotation marks the transcript as partial. NCBI's taxonomy places the organism in Eukaryota, Fungi, Ascomycota, Sordariomycetes, Sordariales, Chaetomiaceae.